AUGAGUGGGUCGAAACACAUCCAACUCAAGUCCCGGCGGUUGCCAUUAUGGCUGCAGAUGCAAGUCUGGGCGGGUAGCAUGCUCUAUCAUGGGGAAACCCCCUUCGGUCAAGAAGGCCAGACACUUCGGCUGCCUCGCAAUCGGAUACUCAAGCUUGACUGCCUCAAAAACGAGCUCGAGGCCAUGGAAUUUGUCAGAAGCCGAACCAACAUACCAAUACCACGCAUUUUAAAGGUUUACGAGUUCGGUGAACGCAAUCACCCAGUGAUGGAGAUGGCAUCAAGUGCUCCCCGGGACGUGGAAGUGGACUACCGCCAGAUGACCCCCGAUCAAGUCAAAAAUUUCGGAACCGAGCUUGGGGGCUAUAUUCAGCAUCUCAGGAGCCUCAAGCCUCCAACGGAUGGUAUAAUUGGAUCGGUAAACCUUGGCAAAAAUCACGACCCCCGCCUUGAUGGCAGCGCGUGGGGUCCUUUCCACGGCGUUGCAGAUUUCCACACCUAUCUCCGUCUAGGUCAUCCCUUAAGUCACUGGGAAAACGAGCCAGACGUGACGCUCGCGCACUCCAGGCCUGAACAGUACUCUAUCAAAUUUACACACGCGGACUUGCAACCUAACAACAUCCUCGUCAAGAACGGCCACAUCACAGCAAUCAUUGGCUGGGAGUUUGCCGGCUGGUAUCCUGAAUACUGGGAGUACACCAAGAUGCAUUGGAAUCACAGUCCAUUGUGGGAAAAGUUUUAUCGAGCGGUCGAGCAGGAAGCAGGCAUUCCGAAGUAUCCGGAGGAGCUUGCGGCAGAGACGGCUAUCUGGAAGUAG
Molecule: messenger RNA, 816 nt
Organism: Diaporthe citri
Lineage: Eukaryota; Fungi; Ascomycota; Sordariomycetes; Diaporthales; Diaporthaceae
Exons: 1
Coding region: 1-816 (271 amino acids)
Source: RefSeq, a predicted model, not a curated record